Molecule: messenger RNA, 1314 nt
Organism: Pisolithus orientalis
Lineage: Eukaryota; Fungi; Basidiomycota; Agaricomycetes; Boletales; Pisolithaceae
Product: S-adenosyl-L-methionine-dependent methyltransferase
Exons: 5
Coding region: 57-1160 (367 amino acids)
Biological process (GO): C-terminal protein methylation
Molecular function (GO): protein C-terminal leucine carboxyl O-methyltransferase activity
Source: RefSeq, a predicted model, not a curated record
CACCGUGGUGCAAGCUCGACUGCCACUUUCACCAAUGACUGUAUAUCGUUUACGCCAUGUUGCCACCGUCCCCACCACCCAUCUCUAGGCGUGAACGUACGCAAGAUGCUGAUGCUGCCGUUCGCCAAACCGACUCUGAUGCCGCGUUGGCUCGAUUGUCCGCAGUCAGGAAGGGUUACCUCACAGACUCUUUCAUCGGGCACCUGGUUCCACGAUCGCAAUUACAACCACCAAGAUCCCCUCUAAUAAAUGUCGGCACAUACGUCCGUUCAUACUCGAUCGAUCACCUCGUGGAAGAGUGGAUAAAUAUCUCUAAGCAAGAACACAAGCCAUGCCAGAUCGUAAGCUUGGGAGCGGGGAGUGAUACACGCUUCUGGCGAAUUGCUACUGGGCCGUACAAAGAUCAUUUGCGGGUUUACGCUGAGCUGGAUUUUCCUGAGGUUACAGUGAAGAAAGCGAUGUCCAUUCGCAAAAGCAGUCAGCUUGGCGCAGUGCUUGGAUCGCCCGAAACAGUAUCGUUGGCUCAAGGCGGGAUGGCACUACAUUCCCCUAAAUAUCACCUGCUGCCCUGUGAUCUACGGAAGCCGCCAUCCGAGGUUCUUCCAUCUCUCCUCGGAGAAAUUCUUUCUCCCAGUUCACCGACACUUCUACUUUUUGAGUGUGUGCUCGUAUACAUGUCACUGGAAGCCUCUUCGAACUUGACUCAGUGGUUUGUGGACUACUUCGAUUCCAAUUCUGUUUCUUCAAACCCCGGGGUUCUCGGUGCGAUCGUUUAUGAGAUGUUUGGUCUUCAGGACAGUUUUGGUCAGGUUAUGAUGAACAAUUUGCGGUCCAGAAAUGUCUCAUUAAUAGGGGCGUUGCCUUACCCCACAAUAGAAACGCUCCCUGAGCGUUUCAUGCGGCACAGUUUUACAGUGUCUAAAGCCCUUACUCUUCGGGAAAUUCGCGAAAAGUUCAUACCCAAGUCCGAGCUUAUGCGAAUAUCCACCUUAGAGAUGCUGGACGAAGUCGAAGAACUUAAUCUCGUCCUGGAUCAUUAUGCUAUCACGUGGGGCGUCAAGUUAGACCCCGUAUCAAACUCGUCGAGCGCCGCGUGGACACAGUGGGGAAUAAGGAUGGUUCCAGAUCUGCCAGACGAGCGCGAAGCACGAUGGGAGUAGUACUUGCGUCCGCUCCUUGGAUGGGUUCUACAGUACUUUCUAGUUCCUUGCUAUGGAUCAUUGUUGACUACUUGCAUCAAUCUGUGAAGAGUUCAAGCAACAUGAUGUACAUGUUUGUGUUCGUCACUUACCCUUAACACUGUCAACUUCCCCG